AUGCCUCUCACAAAAGAUCCCUUUUAUCCCUCUCCAGAAGAGGAAACACAGGAGUGCCUGAUGCAGAGCCCCAGGCACUUCAUGGAUAUGAAAUGCCCAGGAUGCUGUAAAAUCACCACGGUCUUUAGCCAGGCACAAACAGUAGUUUUAUGUGUUGGUGGCUCCACUGUUCUCUGCCAGCCUACAGGAGAAAAAGCAAGCCUUACAGAACAAUGUUCCUUCAGGAGGCAGCAGCAUUAA
Messenger RNA from Nomascus leucogenys (northern white-cheeked gibbon), 240 nucleotides. Its product is annotated as 40S ribosomal protein S27-like. The transcript has a single exon. Gene Ontology annotation, molecular function: structural constituent of ribosome; RNA binding. Bases 1 to 240 code for a protein of 79 amino acids. Lineage: Eukaryota; Metazoa; Chordata; Mammalia; Primates; Hylobatidae. Gene Ontology annotation, cellular component: cytosolic small ribosomal subunit; ribosome. The record is from RefSeq and is a predicted model, not a curated record. Gene Ontology annotation, biological process: translation; ribosomal small subunit assembly.